Messenger RNA from Drosophila grimshawi, 1007 nucleotides. Its product is annotated as protein takeout. NCBI's taxonomy places the organism in Eukaryota, Metazoa, Arthropoda, Insecta, Diptera, Drosophilidae. Bases 37 to 876 code for a protein of 279 amino acids. The transcript is spliced from 4 exons. The record is from RefSeq and is a predicted model, not a curated record.
UAUAGAAUCGCAUUUAGAUACACAUCAACACUCAACAUGAACGUCUCGAAGUUCUCGCUUAGUUUUUGCGGCGGAUUGUUGGCAAUCUUGAUUUUCAACUCGCUCGCCUUUAAUGUGACUGCCGCUGAGUACUACACGGUGAAGCCAACAUUUUUACCGUCGUGUCGCAUUUAUGAGCCCGGUUUUAUCAACUGUUCCACGCACAGCAUCCAAAAGCUGAUUGAUCAACUCAAUAUUGGUAUACCGGAGAUUGUAGAGAGAUUCGGAUCAUUAGAUCCCAUGCAUAUUAAGGACAUUGUGUAUAAGCAGGAUAACAAUGAAGUAGCAACCUUAAGCUCAAACUUAACGAAUGUGAUGGUUAAAGGAUUUUCUCAAAUCAUUAUCAAGGAAAGUCGUGUCAGCAAGAAGGAUUUUAACUGGCAAACGAAAAUCUACAUACCCAAAAUGAGUUUGGAUGCCAAAUAUAAGAUGGCUGGUCGAGUUCUCUUAUUACCUCUAAAUGGUUCUGGCAAAAUGUUAAUAGUCAUCGAUGAUCUCGACGUUCUGUUGCGAACCAAAGUCCAGCUAUACGAAAAGGGUAACUUCACCUUUUAUAAUGUGACUGCGGUGACUGCGCAAUUGAAUAUGUCUCGGGUGCACACGAAUUUGGAUAAUCUAUUCAAUGGGCGCAGCAAAGAAGUGGAACGCAGCACGAAUCAGUUCUUCAAUGAUAAUUGGCGUGAUUUCUAUGAGGCACUGAAGCCACUUAUAGUCGAAACUGUAGAGACAAUUUUCCUGGAAAUAAUGUCAACGGUAUUCCAUCUGAUACCAGCCAACUUCUUUGUAGAGGAUAUUCCCACUCCACAGCAACUAUAUGGCACAGACAGUAAAGAAUAAAAUACAAUGUAAUUAAUCUUGUGAUAAAUUUAGCAGACAUGUCAGGCAUUUCUAUAAUCUGGUAAAACUGAUACGUAAAUGCGUAUAAUUAUAUAAAAUAUAUUCACUAAUGGUGAAAGGAAUGAGAAAAA